Dictyostelium discoideum AX4 is the source of this 1356-nucleotide messenger RNA. RefSeq lists its product as hypothetical. Lineage: Eukaryota; Evosea; Eumycetozoa; Dictyosteliales; Dictyosteliaceae. The record is from RefSeq and is a predicted model, not a curated record. The coding region runs from base 1 to 1356 and encodes 451 amino acids. Gene Ontology annotation, biological process: tRNA modification. Gene Ontology annotation, molecular function: tRNA-uridine aminocarboxypropyltransferase activity. The transcript has 2 exons.
AUGUAUUCAACACCACCAAUACAAAAUUUAACAUCAACAAUUCAAAAUGAAAAUGAAAAUGAAAAUGGUAAUAAUGAAAUUAAAAGAAAAUUUAGAAAAGAAAUUAAUAAUGAAAGAAGAUUAAAUAAAAUGGAAUUUAAAAAAGAAUUUGUUAAACCGAUAUCAGGAGAGAAUAGAGAAGUUAAUAAAUUAAUUUACACUCAAAUUAAUGAUGGUGUUAAGGAAAGAAAAUUCUCAUACUUUAAAGAGGAUUUAAAAUGUAAUGAUUGUUGGUUACUCUUAACAAAUUGUAUUUGUUCAAAAGUGAAUAAAGUUGAUUUAAAACAUGAAUAUAUCUUUGUAUUUCAUCCAAAUGAAUGGUGUAGAGCAAGUAAUACAGGUAAAUUAUUAUUACUUUGUGAUAAAAGUAAUUUUAAGAAUAGAGAUGGCGGUAGUGGUAGUGGCAGUGGCAGUGGUGGUCAUUCAACAACAAUGUCACCAGACUACUCUUCAUCAAUUUAUAAUAAUAUAAAUAAUCAAACUUUUUCAUCAUCUUCAAAAAUCUAUAUAAUGGGUGAAAAACAAGAUGAGGAAUUAUUUUUCAAAAAAUUAGAAUCAUCUUCAAGAGAUUCAACUUUUGUUUUAUUCCCUUCAAAAGAUUCAAUUAAUAUUAAAGAUGUUUUAAAAUCAAAAUCAAUAAUUUUAGAUAAUGAUAAAUUAUUUAAAAAAAAUUUAAAUAAUAAUGAAAUAAAUGAAAAAGAAAAUCUUAAUGAUGAUGAUUUCGAGAAUGAUAUUACUACAAUUACAGAUUCAAUUAAAAAAAUUAAUUUUAAAGAUGGUUCUGAUAUUGAUAAAUUAGAGAAAUUAACAAUUAUUAUUGCUGAUGGUACUUGGAAUAAUGCAAAAUCACUUAAUAAAAGGAUACCAAAAGAUAUAAAAAGAAUACAUUUAGAAUUUGGAGAUUUAAAAUUUAAAUCAUUAUUUAAUACAAUUAGAAGUCAACCACAAGUUGAUAGAAUUUCAACAAUGGAGGCAACUAUUCUAUCAAUGAAAUCAUUGGGUGAAAGUGAACAAGUUUGUGAUUCAUUGGUUGAAUCUUUGAAAUUAUUAAUUGAUACUUUAAUUAGACAAAAUAAUAAACAAUAUAUUGUCAAUAAAAAGAAAUGGGUUGGUGAUCAAGGUUUUUUAAGAAGAAAUACUUAUGGUGAAAUUACUACUACUACUACAACUGAUAACGAUAAUGGUAAUGAUAAUGAUAAUCGUGAUGAAGAAAAUAAUUUUAAUAAUUUAGAUAAUUUAGAUAACCAUUUCAAUAAUAAUAACGAUAAUAAUAAUCCUGGGGAAAUUAAAGAUCCAAAUAUAGAUUAUAAACAAUAA